This is a messenger RNA of Dunckerocampus dactyliophorus (ringed pipefish), 5872 nucleotides long. It is a transcript of the gene pdxdc1, whose product is annotated as pyridoxal-dependent decarboxylase domain containing 1. Lineage: Eukaryota; Metazoa; Chordata; Actinopteri; Syngnathiformes; Syngnathidae. The transcript has 23 exons. Gene Ontology annotation, cellular component: intracellular membrane-bounded organelle. The coding region runs from base 184 to 2523 and encodes 779 amino acids. The record is from RefSeq and is a predicted model, not a curated record. Gene Ontology annotation, molecular function: carbon-carbon lyase activity; pyridoxal phosphate binding. Gene Ontology annotation, biological process: carboxylic acid metabolic process.
UACCAGGAAGUAAACUGUCCCCACAGAACAGAGAAGGAAACAACUUAUUUGAGUCAACAGUUAGACUUUAUUCCAUCCAGGCUCUAUGACGAGAUUUGGUGGAAUUUCUUUGCCUUAGGCUCCUUCCGUUGUCGUCUGUGGGAGGCCGUCAUUGGAGUAGUUGAAGGCCCACACACACCUUUGAUGAUGGACUCCACAUUGAUUCAAGUGGACAAGAAUCUGACUGAAGCCAUGAGGAUCUUGGGAGAUGAACAGAGAGAGCUGGAAGGAGGGACAGAGGCGUCACGCUUGAGUAGAAGCAUACCUGCCCCCCUGCAGGCAGAUGGUCAGGAUGUUGCCACGGUACUGCACCUUGUUCACAGCCUCAUCCAUGAAAAGGAGGAGGGAGAAGACAAACCAAGCCCACAACGGCUGUUUGGUGUCUCCAGGAGGAUGCAGAAUGUGGGUGAACAAGGUCACAUGGCACUAUUGGGGCACAGUCUGGCAGCCUACAUCUCCAUGCUUGACCGAGAGCGACUUCGGAAGCUUACUACUCGGAUCUUGUCGGAUACCACACUAUGGCUCUGCCGACUGUUCAGAUAUGAGAACGGUUCAGCUUACUUCCAUGAAGAUGACAGGGAAGGUUUGGUCAAAGUUUCUCGACUCGUUAUCAACGCGCGCUAUGAGGAGUAUGCCUCUGAGGGCUAUGCUGUCCUCAGCUCAAAGCAGCCUGUCAUCUACCAAAGCGCAUCCUGCAGGCCUGGCCUGGGACAACAUGUGUGUAACCAGCUUGGCUUGCCUCUCUCCAGUUUGUGCACAGUCCCAUGCAACACCCUCUUUGGAUCCCAGCAUCAAAUGGAUGUUGCUCUAUUGGACAAACUAAUCAAAGAAGACAUAGAAAGUGGGAAGCUCCCUUUGUUGUUGAUCGCCAAUGCAGGUACCGCUGGGGCAGGUCAUACUGAUAAAUUGGGGCGUCUCAGGGACCUGUGUGAUCAAUACAAAAUGUGGCUCCAUGUGGAGGGGGUCAACUUGGCUACGCUGGUGCUGGGUCAGGUCAAUUCUGCUAUAAUGGUAGCAACCAAAAGUGACAGUAUGACACUGACGCCAGGUUUGUGGCUUGGACUGCCCGCUGUAACUGCCGUUACUCUCUAUAGACAUGAAGACCCAGCGCUGUCUCUGGCUGCAGGUUUGACCUCCAGCCAGCCUGUGGAGAAGAUGCGAGCAUUACCUCUCUGGCUGUCUCUGCAGUAUCUUGGUUACACUGGAAUAGUCCAGAAGAUAAGACACGCCACUGAUCUGAGCCACCAAUUGCUGCUGAAGCUCAACUCUGUGACUUCCAUCAAAACAUCGGUGGAGGAUGAACUCAACUCUUCCGUGGUGCUGCUCAAAUUUUCAGAAAUGAGUGCAGCAUCCAGUGGUGGGUCAGCGGAGGCUUACUGUGCUGGGGAGAAGGAAUUACUUGAUGCCUUCAAUAGAUGGCUUGGUGAGCAGCUCGCCCAGAUGGUUCCCACCAGUGGAGUCGAUGUUGUGGAACUUGAGGACGAGGGCACCUGUGUUCGUUUCAGCCCCCUCCUGACGGCUGCAGCUUUAGGGACUCAAGAAAAGGAUGUUGAAGAUCUGGUAGAGAAGCUGUCGGAGCUGGUGCCUAUGAUGACCUCCACAAUGUGCUUCAGACAAGACUUUAAAGAGGAGACCAACCGGCACUCACCCUACCUCAGAUACAUAGAGGAAGUUAGCUGGCCUGGCCUAGGAGCUAUCCGGUAUGAACCACAGGCUGUGGGAAUCGAUGAUACCAGGAAAAUGAAGGAAAUGAAAAAAAUUAACUCCGAACUGCGGAAGAAGCUACAAGAUUUGGACACUGAUAUCAUGUUCUACACUGACCCUGAGUCGGACAGAGAAGGGAAAGAGGGGUGUAUAUUUGUCGGCAUGGUAGCUGAAGACAUUGAUGUUUCAGAGCUGGUGGAUACAAUUGUUACACUGGGCCAGGACAUUGAAGAGAAUGGACGGCUGCUGGAGAACAUGACAGAGGUGGUGAGGAAGGGCAUCCAGGAGGCAGAACAGGAGCUGCUUAAAGCCAAUGAGGAGAAACUCAUGGAAGAGGGUAUGCUGAGACAGCUACCUUUGGUUGGCUCCGUGCUAAACUGGUUUUCUCCUGUUCAAACGUCCGUUAAAGGGAGGACUUUCAACCUGGCAGCAGGUUCUUUGGACUCCACAGAGGCGACGUACUCCACCAAGGCACAGGCAGGCAGACCUCUCAUGAAGGACUCUCCCACCUUGUCAUCAGAGCGAUUGCGAGGUCAGAGAUUGUUCCGGCGCUCAGGGGCAGGCUCUGAUUCCUUCAGUGAAAGCAGCUCUAUUGAACAAGCUGAAGGGACAACUGCCUCUAUAUGUGUGCCAGAAGAGAGCUGUCAUGUUGCAUGUCAAGGCGUUCCAGAAGAAGGGAUUCAUGAUUCUUGUGUGCAGGAGCAUGACCACACGGAGGCUGCGGCACUCUUGGAGGAGAGGAAGCCUGAAAACCAAGAGGCCCAGCAGAGUGGAGGAUAGGACACCUUCCUCCAGCAUCCGUCCCUAUAAUGGUUCCAGCCUAACUGAUGUUUUAAAAAAAUUACAUCAGGCAUUUACAGUAACUCAUUUUGUUAUUGAAGAAAAAAUUUGAAUUGUUGCUCUAUGUCUAAUCAGUGAAGUGGAUUAGAAGGACGGAUACUGUAACACUGUGAUGCUCGUUUCUAAUCAUUUGUCUUCUACCAGCGGCUGCAGUGUUUCGAGAAAUGUUUUUACACGCGUUUACUUUUAAUCUCCCCUGGCGUAGAUACAUAAUACUUUCAAGGUUUGUGGCAUGCAUAAAAACUGCACAGGCUGGGUGAACGUGUUGUAAUGGGUGUAGUCGGAAUGGCGGCCUUGGUUUUCCUGUUGAAUGAAAGUUGCCUAUUUUGUGGGUAAAAUUGUUCUCAUUAAUUGCACUAGAGGGGACUUGACAGGAAUAACUUUGUCAAAGUAGUAUUUACUCAUUCAUGAUAAAAAUACAAAAGCCAAUUCAAUAUUACAUUCCAAAAGCUGGAGAUAGGCGAUGUCAGGGUAAAAACCGUGUCAUGAAGACAGUGCUACCCAGAAGGGGGGUGUAGAUUGUUAGUAGAACUGUUCUUCUUAAACUUCCAUGAUGUACUGCUGUGAUUAUAUUUCAGAAUGAUUUCAUAUAUAAUUGCACAACACUGUAACAAAUCUAUCCAGAGCAUAACUCCAUCCAUACCUCCUACUCUUAAUUCAUCUAUGCAAAACCUCUUAAUAAAUCAUGAAACUGCUGACUGGUAAUAAGCACACAUUUACAAGCAUAACAAACAACAGUGGUUGCCGAGAAUUAUGUAUUUGAUCCCCUGCCAGAGAGGUCAUGACCACAUCACAUUCCUCCAAUCCUUUGUUCAUUUACAAACUUCAGACGGGCCUGUACCUGUCAUCUUAAGGAAACAAAAUAGGUAGGGGAUCAGAUAAUUAAAUAUAAUUACGAUGCAUAAACUUGUCACAAUAUGGUGACUUUUUGCAUACAAUUAAUGAUUUAAUGUUACUAACAUGACACUAUUUUGCAGUCAUACAGUACAGGUGGUCCUCCGGUUACAAAUGAGUUACAUUUAAUAUCUAAAUUAACUCUGGUCGCUUACAAUGUAGACGGAACAUGUGAAGGACAUAAAAUAGAAAUAAAAAUAUUAAAUACAACAAUUAAAUGAAAUGGUAAUAAAAGUAACUUACUUUUAUCCCUGAGGUUGUCUUGCAGGCAAAGGAUAACCUUCUUCUUCUCCACAGAUCUCCUUGUAACAGCGCACAGAAUCCAUGACCCCUCUGGCAGUCAUUAGCAUUCAAUCUUAUAGGAAAACUGCACUUUUUUAGAAUUUUUCUCAUCAUUCACAAUCCUUAUGUGAGGCAGGAAGACACGUCUUUCUCUUUUUUGGGCAUUCUAAAGACAAAGCUAAGAAUGCACGUCAUGGGAAGCACCUCUUCUGUCUAUAAAGCCUUCUGAAAAAAAACCCAUCAAUGCUACGUUUACAUAUAAUGUGACGUACAUGUUGAUCAUACUGCAGCGACAUUGUCAAUUUUAUUAUUAACAUUGUUACGCCGAAGAAAUACGUUACUUGUGUAGUGACACCACACCGACUAGCUACUAGCCGGCUAGCCUAGCUUCACCACACAUUCGCCCAGAGCGCCGCACUCAAAAUGCCUCAGGCCACUACCAAAAGGUAAAACUACAUAUUGGAGCUUCCGCUACUGCUGCUGUGUUUUUGUGUUGUUGUUUUUUUAGUUUGAAAUAGCAUUAGUUUCUAUGUUGCUAUGUGAAAUCAAUGCACCUGGGAAAAAAGUUGCGGUAAUGUUUAAAAUGACCAAAAUACUGUAUUACAUGUUCUUUAGAACGCACAGUAAAGAAAAAGACGUGUGUUCAUGUUUUACAUAAGUAUUGUGGAUGAUGGGCAAAAUUUCAUAAAAGUGCAGUUUAAUGAUGGGCGCGACAGUCGAGCACUUGAUCAAAAGAUCGCCCGAUAUUGGUGGGCAUAUCUCCUCUAAGCUUUUUAGAUGUUCAUUCACUUCCAUGGUGAUGGCUUUCCUUUACUUUGGAGCGCUGACAUAAUGAAGUGCAAAAAGUUUACUAAUUAGCGAUGUUUUAAUUCUCCAGUUCCCUCGUGAGAAAAUUGCACUUUUUUAUUCAUUUAGGAUACGCGUUCGUAACCACGGGACGUCGUAAACCAAGGACCACCUGUAAAAAUAGCACAUGCAGUGCCAGAGUAGCUUUAAAUCACAAUAUAAAUGUGAAUUGUUUAAAUCAUUCUAUUACAGAUUGCUUUUGCACUACAGAUAUUAAUUUGUUUCAAUGAAUAUUGCUUUUCUUUGCCAAAAUAUCCAACCUGACGCAGCUCAAAUUAAUUACUUUGAGGAAUGCCCUCAAAGAAGUGCCAUAGUAUGUGAGGUUAUGUGAAUUGCAGAAUGGAUAGAGACAUUUCAGCAGGAGUGCAUGUUUGCACAUCUUUGAGAAAUGCACACGUGUUAUUGCUGAGUGAAUUUCAAUCCAAUUCAUUUCAUUUGGGCUUUCCUUUUUCAUUGAGAAAUAGUUUCCAUUGGGGAAAAGACUACAGUGGUUGCUUGUAAGUUUUACUUUGAAUUUCAUGCUGCGCUCAUUGACGAUUCAGCCCCGCAGAUUUGCAGAUGUUUGGUUUGAAAAAAUAUUUAUUUUUGUCAGAAAAUGUCUCAUUAACCGUAAAUUGGUGUUAAUUUAUAAAUAUGUGUUAAUACAGGUAAAAUGUACAGCACACACGCACCACUGUUUUUCCGUCAAGCGUUGAGAUUUCACACUUCGUUUGACAGUCCCUGAAAGUACCAGGGUUGUAUCAUAUGAGAUGCAAACACUUGUUUGGCGACAGAAGCACACGCUUCUACAGUCAUCGAUCGUACAUUAUCAUUCAUUAGUGGCGAGUACCUGUACAUUUUAUACUUUAAAUGCGUUUAAAGGGAUAGUUCACAGUAUGCAAUAUACGGAUCACUGCUGCCAUCUGUUUACGUGUAUUCCACAGCGAAAGAAGAUGCGAACUGUUGAUACAGUUCACUGCUGAUGGAGAUGUCAUACAAAUUCAUGUAAAAAAAUCCGAACUAUCCCUUUAAUAAGUGUGUGAGGCAUAUUUAGGUUUUAAACCUGGACUGUGCAGCGUGAAAAAUGGUAAUUGAAAUGAUAAGGGUAGGGUUCUGGAGAUGAAUUUAAUUACGCCUGUCAUUUUUAUUGCGAAUGUUGAUCGAAAAUCGUAGGCGAAGUCAAGCUAGCGGGGGAAUAGAUUUUUUUUGCUCUUUUGUCAACAUUAUCAGUUUUGUUUGUUUAAUACAUAUUUUUAUUUAUUAUUUAAAUAUGAGAAAGAAGGAAACU